Fomitopsis serialis is the source of this 897-nucleotide messenger RNA. RefSeq names its product Spo11/DNA topoisomerase VI subunit A. Gene Ontology annotation, cellular component: nuclear chromosome. Lineage: Eukaryota; Fungi; Basidiomycota; Agaricomycetes; Polyporales; Fomitopsidaceae. The transcript has 13 exons. The record is from RefSeq and is a predicted model, not a curated record. Gene Ontology annotation, biological process: meiotic DNA double-strand break processing; meiotic DNA double-strand break formation; reciprocal meiotic recombination. Bases 1 to 897 code for a protein of 298 amino acids. Gene Ontology annotation, molecular function: ATP binding; DNA topoisomerase type II (double strand cut, ATP-hydrolyzing) activity; DNA binding.
AUGUUUCCUCGCAAGGGGAAAGGAGCGAGCAUACAGCCAUUUACACAACUCUUUCGAGUGGUCAGCCUCGUACACGAAGCCUUGUCAACUGACAUGCCAUUGACGAAACGGGAUAUGUAUUACAAGGAUGCCGUAGUUGACAAACUGGUCGAUGACCUCGCCGCGACCCUUGGUGUCGGCCGAGCUGACCUGAACGUCCGUGCCUCGGCCAAAGGACUUGUAUGUGGGUCAAAACUAGUCAUCCACCUCGACGGAGGGGAUGCCAUACAAGCGAACGACUCCGAGGGCACACUGAUACCAACCGGCGAAGACAUCGCACAAUUUGAGGUAGAUGACUCGCUAUCAUGGGUCCUCAUCGUCGAGAAGGAGGCGGUCUUCCAAACCCUGUGUCGGACCUGGGCUCAUCAUCACGGUGCUCGUCCUUCCCCUUGCCCUUCCUCGCACCUGACGUCUAUAGGGCAAGGGUACCCGGACGUGGCGACCCGGCAGCUCGUCAAGACGCUGUCCGACAACCUCCCGUCCUACAUACCCAUACUGGCGCUUGUCGACGGCGACGCCUACGGGCUGGACAUCCUCUCCGUGUACCGCUUCGGCAGCGCGCAGAUGCAGCAUGAGCGGGAGAGCCUCGCUGCCGCGCGGGUGCGCUGGCUGGGGAUCUGGACGAGCGAGCUGGCGGGGCUGGACAUCCCCAAGGACGCGCUUAUACCGAUUACGAAGCAUGACGAGAAGAAGGCACUGAGUAUGCUGCGACGUAGUGGCCUCCCGAAGAAGUGGCGGAAGGAGCUCCAGUACAUGCUGCAUAACCGGCGCAAGGCGGAGAUUGAGAUCCUUUCAAGUGUACAAAGGAAGGCAACUAUGCCUGGCUUCGUGGACAAGACUCUAACCACCCACCGGUGA